Siniperca chuatsi (mandarin fish) is the source of this 874-nucleotide messenger RNA. RefSeq names its product actin related protein 2/3 complex, subunit 3 (gene arpc3). Gene Ontology annotation, biological process: regulation of actin filament polymerization; Arp2/3 complex-mediated actin nucleation. Gene Ontology annotation, molecular function: actin filament binding. The transcript has 7 exons. Gene Ontology annotation, cellular component: cytoskeleton; Arp2/3 protein complex. Lineage: Eukaryota; Metazoa; Chordata; Actinopteri; Centrarchiformes; Sinipercidae. The record is from RefSeq and is a predicted model, not a curated record. The coding region runs from base 138 to 674 and encodes 178 amino acids.
UAGCGCCUCCAUGUGGUCGCUACGCUACAUAACAUGUAGCCACUUCCUGUAUAGCUGAAGGGUGGGACAAGCGGAAGCAGGGCUCAACGGUGCUAAUAUUUUUCUCUCGCUGAGCAGUUGGACUGAUAUCACUCAACAUGCCGGCGUAUCACUCAAGCCUGAUGGUCCCCGAUACCAGGAUGGUGGGGAAUAUGGCUUUGCUUCCCCUCAAAACCCAGUUCAAGGGACCAGCAAGAGGAGACGGCAUAGAGUCAGACAUCAUCGAUGAGGCCAUCUACUACUUCAAGGCCAAUGUUUUCUUUAAGAACUAUGAGAUCAAGAAUGAGGCGGACAGGACACUGAUCUAUGUCACACUCUACAUUUCUGAAUGCCUAAAGAGGCUACAGAAGUGCAGCUCCAGGAGCCAGGGAGAGAAGGAAAUGUAUACUCUUGGCAUCACUAACUUUCCCAUUCCUGGAGAACCUGGCUUCCCUCUCAACGCUAUGUAUCUUAAACCAACAAACAAGCAGGAGGAAGAGACUAUGAGGGCAUACCUCCAGCAAAUCCGCCAGGAGACCGGCUUGAGGCUAUGUGACCGCGUUUUUGACCCCCAGACUGACAAACCCAGCAAGUGGUGGGUGUGCUUUGUCAAGAGACAGUUCAUGAACAAAAGUCUGUCAGCUCCUGGACAGUGAAGGACUCAGGACCCACAGGUUCUAUUCUACACCUCCAAGAUGGAUGGAUUUUUCUUUAGGUGGGGUGGGAGGGGUAUGGCUUUUGUGUUGCUAAGAUAAUUUUAUACUAUUUCAGUUUAAGGAUAUGUCUUCACUUGUCAGGAUGUUGAUCAUAUUGAGCUGGUGCUUAAUUCAAUAAAGCAAUCAUGGAGACUGGAAAA